UCUCCCUUCUCUCUCUCUUCUCCUUCUUCUUGUUCGAUGAUCAUCGAUGGACGCCGUCCCUGCACCGCCGCCCGCGGCCGAACCCACGCCGCCUCUCUCUCCGCCCGUCUCCACCAUCGGCGCCCUCGAUUCCUCCGUCCCCGGCCGCGCGAGCCCGCCUGCCGGAACUCCCUCCCCGCCGUCCUCGAAGCCCGUCGGUGAGAAGACCAAGAUCAAGAAAAGGAAGAAACUUAAGGGCGUCUCUCCGUAUGUAGCAGCUGCGGCGUCUUCGUCGGCGUCGUCUUCAGCUCGUCCUCCUCCCCCGCGCCCUGCCGAGAGGGGCGCUCGCGUUCUGUGCCGACGCCGGGGCCCUCGGGUACUGCUCGGCGCGGCGCAGUCCGCGGGGGACAACGUGGAGGCAAUGGCGCUUCCUCUUGGAAUGUCUUUUGCUGCUGUCGUUGCUCAGGUUCUGGAAAGGGAAUAUACGACACGAGAAAAGAUGUCUGUCGAUCAUCUCUCACAGAUUUGUACUUCUGCUGUCAGAGAAUCAUUAUCCAAUGGAUUUGGCAACAAAUUUACCCGUUUUGCUAGCAACUUUGAGAUGUCUUUCGGGAGCACAUUACGGACUCUUAGGUUGAUUAGUGAAUCCUCGUCACAAGAGGAAGUGUAUCAGUUGGACCAGCAAGAUGUUACAAUUUCAACAUCCAAUGUGAGUCCAUGGGGGUCUAUGGACAAAGGAAGUUGUUCGAGCUCUUUGAAAGAGUGCAGAGAAGAACCAGUUUUGCGCCAUUCUGAUGGUCCAGAUCAUCUAAACAUGUCAGAGGAGGCACAACAACAUAUUCUAAGAGAUAAUAUAAAUUGCCAGAUUAGCCAACAAAGAGAGGAAAAUCAACUUGCUUGUAUUUCUCGUAGCAGAUCUGGACCUGUUAUCAGCCAGCCCAUAAGAAGCACCUUCGAGAAAUCCGUUGUGGAACAGACUCGAUCUAAUGACCUCAAGGAAUUUGAACUUGGUCUUGCUGUGAAAAAGAUGAAGCUAAAAGAAGCGCAGCUCUCUCUCACUUAUGAUGCGAAUCAUCUGGGGAGAUCAAAGUUGGCUAUGGGCAUAUCAAAGGCGUCCUUCAAGGCAGAAAAGUUCAAGAAUGAAUUAGAAGACGCGAGACAUUUGGAGCUACUUAAAAAGUGCAUAGAUUGUCUUGUUGCUGGUUUGAUUAUAAUGUCACUUUCCCUCUUAUAUGGAGCUUAUGUUUUUUCCUACCAACGAGUCGCUGAAGCUACAGAAUCCUGCUCACCUUCAAACCAGCAAUCCAGGUCAUGGUGGAUCCCGGAGCCUGUGGUUUCUUUUAGUUCGGGAAUUCAAAUGCUCAGAUGUCAGGUCCAAGUUCUGAGCCGGAUGCUGUUCGGUGUCCUGAUGAUCCUCAUAAUCGCUUAUUUGCUCCUUCAGCGCUCCGCAACUUCAAACCAAACGAUGCCGGUCACUUUCCUGCUUUUGCUGUUAGGAGUGGCUUGUGGAUUCGCAGGAAAGCUCUGUGUCGACACUUUGGGAGGCAGCGGAUUUCAUUGGCUCAUCUUCUGGGAGACGCUUUGCUUCCUGCAUUUCUUGUCGAAUAUAUGGACGCGAGGAUUGUUUGUCAUUCUCCAUGGGCCCGUUUCCAUGUCCCAAGGGAUGAGGAGCAAUGCGGUGAUGGUUCCAUACUGGAUUCGGCGGGUUUCAUUCUAUGCUGCUGUUUUAAUCUUUCUACCUUUGUUAUGUGGUCUUAUUCCGUUUGCAAGUCCGGUCGAAUGGAAGGAUCAUUUCUCGCAGCUCAUCGUGGACCGUUUGUCUCAUAAUAGCGAUAGUGACUGGAGCUAGCAGAAGCAGUUGGAGGGUGUAGAGAAGUUCAAGUAGGGUAAUCAUAUUUAUUAUAGGGCUCAUUGGGGUUUUUUUUGGAACUUUCUGUAAUGGGCAGUGUUGUAGUUUAUUUAGGAGGGGACAGAAAGUCCUUAAAGGAAAACUGGGACUGUUGAGGGUUGUAUCAUAGGAUAAAAGCUUAGAGAGCUUAUGUCUUGGUCUGUAUUAUUACAAUGACGAGUGUAAUCCUUUCAACUGUGUGUAGUGCAAUCUCUUCUUGUUCUUUUAGA
Molecule: messenger RNA, 2097 nt
Organism: Syzygium oleosum
Lineage: Eukaryota; Viridiplantae; Streptophyta; Magnoliopsida; Myrtales; Myrtaceae
Product: protein CPR-5
Exons: 5
Coding region: 47-1828 (593 amino acids)
Biological process (GO): trichome morphogenesis; defense response; leaf senescence
Source: RefSeq, a predicted model, not a curated record